AUGUGGGAGUUAAUUGUCAUCAAAAUAGACAAAUGACACAUCUCAAACGUAUUUAAAUACCAACUAAAUUACAGAUUUUUCACUACAAUUGUGAGUUCUGUGUUUUGUGUAUUGUUUUAUUCUUUAUGGAGUGGAGAAGAGGACCCGUCAUUGGCCGUGGCUCCACCGCCACGGUGUCACUGGCCACGGUGGUUCCUUCUGGCGAGCAUAUAGCGGUGAAGUCCACGGAGCUUUCCAAGUCUGAGUUUUUACAAAGAGAGCAAAAUUUCUUGUCCAAAAUGAACUCUCCUUACAUAAUUAAGUACGGAGGGUUCAGUGUCACAGAACAAACGUACAAUCUUUGCAUGGAGUUUGCGCCCGGCGGCUCACUUUUCGAUGAAAUUCAAAGGCAUGGAGGAAGAUUAAACGAGCAGAGGAUUAAAUUCUACACGAGCCAGAUCCUCGAAGGCUUGAAUUAUCUUCACAUGAAUGGAUUGGUGCAUUGUGACAUCAAAAGCAAGAACAUUUUGAUAGGCAAAGAUGGUUUUGCAAAGAUUGCCGAUCUGGGUUGUGCUAAAUUUGUGGAGAAAUUUGAUGACAAUAAAAAUUUUGCAGUGUCAGAAUUUUGUGGUACACCGGUGUUCAUGGCGCCGGAGGUGGCAAGACGAGAGGAACAAGGGUUUGCAGCUGAUAUAUGGGCUGUUGGGUGCACAAUUAUUGAAAUGGCCACUGGAACUAAUCCUUGGCCGGAGCUGAAUGACCCGGUUUCCGCCCUUUACCGGAUCGGAUUCUCCGGUGAGGUACCAGAGACACCGCGGUGGUUGUCGGGGGAGGCGAAGGAGUUCUUGAGCAAGUGUAUGAGAAAAGAUCCCAAUGAGAGAUGGACAGCUAAAGAGCUUCUUGAACAUUCAUUUGUUAGUGAAGUAUUUGAGUCUCACAGUUGCUUUAAUGAAGAAGUUGAUAUGAGUUCUCCAUGCACAGUUUUGCAUCAUGGCAUUUGGGAUUCCACAUUAAGCCCAGAAAACUCAACACAUAGAGUUAGCUCUUUGAAUUCUUCCGGCGAAAAGAUUCAGAAAUUGUUUGGAAGUGCCGCAAAUUGGAGCUGGGAUGAUGAAGAUUGGAUCACAGUUAGAACAAAUGAGGAUCAUACUAUUGAAGAAACAAAUGAAUUAUCAGCUCCAACAACAUUAGUUUUAGAUUUUGCUUCUGCAGAAGAAGUUCAAAGUUCAAUUUUUUAUGAAGAUUUAUUGUUAGAAUCCUCUGUUGAAAGUACUACUUUCACAGAUGAUUAUUUUGUAUUGAGAAAUAUUUGUUUUGAGACAGAUAAUAAUGAAGAUUCAUGUUUGAUUCAAUCUCAGUUAUAUUUUCCUUUACUAUUUUCAUUUCAGAUUCCAUUUUUCUGGUUUAAUUUUGGUUUCUUCACUGUUCCUACUGAUGAGUUUUGA
Molecule: messenger RNA, 1424 nt
Organism: Pistacia vera
Lineage: Eukaryota; Viridiplantae; Streptophyta; Magnoliopsida; Sapindales; Anacardiaceae
Product: mitogen-activated protein kinase kinase kinase 18-like
Exons: 1
Coding region: 126-1424 (432 amino acids)
Biological process (GO): protein phosphorylation
Molecular function (GO): protein kinase activity; ATP binding
Source: RefSeq, a predicted model, not a curated record